This is a messenger RNA of Acanthosepion pharaonis, 2172 nucleotides long. Lineage: Eukaryota; Metazoa; Mollusca; Cephalopoda; Sepiida; Sepiidae. The record is from the annotation of a GenBank genome assembly.
AUGGUGGUAUACCAUAAAUGCGCAUGCGCGCUCUCUGUGAAGCUUUACCGGAACGCAGUGGCUUACGGCGCGAAAAGUGAAUUUAUGACAACCCUUUCUUACGUUCUUUUCUCUCUUUACUCACCUGUUUUAGAACAUCUAUCUAACAUCUGGAUAGUAAGAUCUAUCUAUCUAUCUAUCUAUCUAUCUAUCUAUCUUUAUCUGCUGAAAUCUCCUGACGAUAUUAGCAUGCUUUCCCGCUUUUUCUUCCUCGCGCGCUCAUAUAUAGACACGUCAAAUCACUCAUCCUUCACUUCUUUGUUCGGACGAACUGUAGUCUACCGACCGACCUACUCUCUCACCGUCAUCAGUCGAUUCUUUAUCCGCCCUUAUUUCGGCGUUCAGCUUUCUUUCUUAAAGUUUUUAUUCGAAUUAUUUGAAUAUUUUUCUAAAGUUUUCACUAUCUAUCGAUCUAUUGUUCUGUUCAAUAUUUUUUUCUAUCCAUCUAUCUAUCUAUCUAUCUAUCUCAUUCUGUUCAUCUUCUAUCUAUCUAUCUAUCUAUCUAUCUAUUCUGUUCAUAUCUAUCUAUCUAUCUAUCUAUCUAUCUCGUUCUGUUCAUAUCUAUCUAUCUAUCUAUCUAUCUAUCUAUCUAUCUAUCUAUCUCUGUUCAUUAUCUAUAACAGAUGCAGAUUAAUGAUCAACCUCCUUAACCUAACCUUCUUUAACUCAGUUUCUUUCUUUCUCUCUUUCUUUCUUUCUUUCUUUCUUUCUUUCUUUCUUCAUACAGUUCUUUCUUUCUACAUACAGUUCUUUCUUUUUCUUUCUUUCUUUCUUUCUUUCUUUCUUUCUUUCGGUUUUUGGCUUAAAUCUAUCUAUCUAUCUAUCUAUCUAUCUAUCUAUCUAUCUAUCUAUCCCAACCUUUUCGAUCUAUCUAUCUAUCUAUCUAUCUAUCUAUCUAUCUAUCUAUCUAUCCCAAUCUUUUCAUAUCUAUCUAUCUAUCUAUCUAUCUAUCUAUCUAUCUAUCUAUCUAUCCAUCUAUCUGUAUCAGAUGUUCCCUAUCUAUCUAUCUAUCUAUCUAUCUAUCUAUCUAUCAUCUAUCUAUCCCAAUCUUUUCCUCCAUCUAUCUAUUAUCUAUCUAUCUAUCUAUCUAUCUCUAUCUAUCUAUCCCAAUCUUUCCAUCUAUCUAUCUAUCUAUCUAUCUAUCUAUCUAUCUAUCUAUCCCAAUCUUUUCCUAUCCAUUCAUCUAUCUAUCUAUCUAUCUAUCUAUCUAUCCCAAUCUUUUAUCUAUCUAUCUAUCUAUCUAUCUUCUUCAUCUAUCUAUCUAUCCUAUCUAUCUGUCCCAAUAUCUAUCUAUCUAUCUAUCUAUCUAUCUAUCUGUAUCAGAUGUUCCUAUCUAUCUAUCUAUCUAUCAUCUAUCUAUCUAUCCCAAUCUUUUCUAUCUAUCUAUCUAUCUAUCUAUCUAUCUAUCCCAAUCUAUCUCAUCUAUCUAUCUAUCCCAAUCUUUUCCUAUCUAUCUAUCUAUCUAUCUAUCUAUCUAUCUAUCUAUCUAUCUAUCAUCUAUCUAUCCCAUCUUUUCUAUCUAUCUAUCUAUCUAUCUAUCUAUCUGUAUCAGAUGUUUCUUCUUCAUCUAUCUAUCUAUCUAUCUAUCUAUCUAUCUAUCUAUCUAUCUAUCUAUUUCCUAUCUAUCAUCUAUCUAUCUAUCUAUCUAUCUAUCUGUUUUGUCCACAUCUACUUCUUCGUCCUGUAUUUCCUCUCCUUGCUAACUAUUAUUUGAUUGCGUCAUUCUCCCUUUUUUUAUAUAUAUUAUUUUUCUUUCUCUCUUUCUCUCUCCCUUUCUCUCUCUCUUUCUUUCUUUCUUUCUUUUCCCUCCUCUCUUCCUCUACUUCUUCUUUCUUUACUCUAUCUGCCCUCAUUACCAAUUUACUCUUUUCUCUUCCUCUCGCCGUUUUCAUCAAUUCCUUCUCACUAUUUUCCACCCCCUCCCCACUUCUUUUUUUUUUACUUUAUCGCGACUCCAUCUUUCUCCUGAUCUUACUGCCGCAGUCUCUCUAUCUUCGCGUUUCUGACUACGAUCUUCUUUCCCAACUCUCAGGUUUGCCCGCUUUUCGUGAGAGGCGACGUGCAACGACAGGGAAAAAAUUGGCAUAUCUAUCUAUCUAUCUAUCUAUCUAUCUAUCUAUCUAUAAUAAAUAA